Molecule: messenger RNA, 799 nt
Organism: Glossina fuscipes
Lineage: Eukaryota; Metazoa; Arthropoda; Insecta; Diptera; Glossinidae
Gene: mRpL16
Product: 39S ribosomal protein L16, mitochondrial
Exons: 3
Coding region: 1-723 (240 amino acids)
Biological process (GO): mitochondrial translation
Cellular component (GO): mitochondrial large ribosomal subunit; ribosome
Molecular function (GO): structural constituent of ribosome; rRNA binding
Source: RefSeq, a predicted model, not a curated record
AUGCUAAUAUUUAAAAAAAAUUUAAUUAACUCAAAUUUCAUUGCACACUUGUAUAAUAUAAGAACGGCUGGACUGAAGUAUUUUGCUCCGCCAAUAAAAUAUGAAGAUUUUCAACCAGCGGAGCGACCUAAACUGCGUGUGAUGGAGAAAGUUCCACAAUAUCCACCGAACAUGCGACCCCCUAAAAUGCAGAAAAGACUUAAAUUAAUGCGUGGGCCAGAACUUGUUCAUAACACUUUGCAGCACAAACAAUAUGGCAUUAUCGCGACGGGCGGUGGACGAUUGCGUUGGGGUCACUUUGAAAUGAUUCGUAAUACUAUUGGGCGGAAAAUUGAUGUUAGCAGAAUGAUUGCGACGUGGAGAAUUCCCCCUCCCUGGCAACCACUUACAAAGAAGGGUCAAGGGCAAAGAAUGGGUGGCGGUAAAGGAGCAAUUGAUCAUUAUGUAACACCUGUUAAAAGCGGGCGGGUGAUUGUAGAAAUUUCAGGAAAAUGUGAAUUUGCUGAAGUGGAACCAAUGUUAAAACAAGUUGCUCAUCUUUUGCCCUUUAAAGCAGAGGCGAUAUCUGAAGAUAUUCUAAAGGAAAAGAUAAAAAUGGAGGAAGAACUUGAGAGAUCAAAUACAAAUCCAUUCACCAUGAAAUAUGUCAUACAAAACAACUUAAAUGGUUGUCACCGAUGGUUAUCACCGUUUGAUCAUAAAUGGUUCGGAAAAUAUUUGUAAAAAAUAUAAAUGUAUAGAAUAACUUAAAAAGAUAAUAAAAGGAAACAUUGGGACAACAUCUUUCCUUUAAAACGAA